CUAUUUACUGCACUCCCUGUCAAUAUGGAGAUUUUGCGAUGUUUAACUCUAGGAGCAUUUCUGCUAUUUGGAUUUGUGUUUUUCCAUAGUCCCGAGGUGGAAUCGUGCAAUGAAGUUGUCUGUGCUCCGAUCGUCUCCAAAUGUUUAUUAACACAGAGCUGUAAGUGUGAAUCGAAGAAUUGCUCCUGUUGGCAGGAGUGUCUGAAAUGUCUCGGAAAGAAAUACUACGAGGAAUGCUGUAGCUGUGUUGAACUUUGCCCAAAACAAAAUGAUACACGAAACUUUUUCUCCAAAAAGUCGCACGUUGAAGAUUUUGAAGGCGUUCCCGAACUUUUUGAUGUUUUAGUAUCUUCCCCAGCAGAUGAACUCGAUUUCAACUGGAACAUUUUUACGUUCCCAAUUGAUUUUGAUAAAGUAUUGUCUGGUCCCAAACUUCACAGUUUUCCUAUGGAAAACAAUGAUAAACAUUUAGAUGGAACUGCUAAAGAACGGAACAACAUGGGUGUUGUCAAUUGUACAGUGAUUUAUCUUGAUCAGUGCAUAUCGUGGAAUAAGUGCCGUCAAAGUUGUCAGAGUACCGGAGCAAGUAGCUACAGGUGGUUCCACGAUGGCUGUUGCGAGUGCGUGGGUUCAACAUGUAUUAAUUAUGGCGUAAACGAAAGUCGUUGCAGAAAUUGUCCCGAAGCAAAGGAUUUAAUAGACGAUUUUGACGAUGCUCUAGAUGAAGAAAUGCAAGAUUUUGGCGACAAUAUGGGACCAUUUGACGGAUCUGUAAAUAGCAACUACUAAACUCCAACUAAUACUCGUCUUUAAAUAUUGUAU
Molecule: messenger RNA, 822 nt
Organism: Musca vetustissima
Lineage: Eukaryota; Metazoa; Arthropoda; Insecta; Diptera; Muscidae
Gene: cv
Product: protein twisted gastrulation
Exons: 3
Coding region: 25-789 (254 amino acids)
Biological process (GO): regulation of BMP signaling pathway
Source: RefSeq, a predicted model, not a curated record